GACAGCAGCCCGCUCCACCCAGCCGCCGAAACAGUCGAAGGAGAGGUCAUCACUGUGUCUUCAUCCUCCUUCACUUGGCUAUAUAAGGACCAUCUCUUCCUACCCAAUUCUUCACCAUUUCUUCCCAAAUUGCUUCUGAGAGUUAGCUUUGAGUGUGUAGAACGCAGUGGUGCUGUCAUAUUGGUGUGAGGUCGCCGGAGAUAGCCACAAUCCUUGCCGGAAGUUUCGCCGGAAAAUUUCCAAAACCUCCAUUACGCUUCGAGAAUGAGUCAAGAAACUGCACACGGACAAGGCAACAAUGAACACAUAAGUGUUCACACUGAAGCAUCUAGCUUCACCCCUCCUAUCCAAAACGAGCCUAUCAACCAAGAGGAUGUUCCUCAGAACAAUGCGAAUGCUGAUGGUCAACCUCACUAUGCAAUUCCUGUUUUCUUGGCAAACUUGCUUCAACAAGUGGCCAAUGCUCCAAUGUUUCAACCACCACCACCGCUGCCACCGCGUGUAAUCACUUUCAAAUUUCUGAAAGAUAAUGGAGGAGAAGAGUUUCUGGGCGAUCGAAUCGCCGAACCUCAAAUUGCUUGGAAUUGGAUUGAACAGACGGCCCGAGUGUUGAGAGAUCUGAACGUACCGCUUAACGACCACCCGAGACUCGCAUCACAAUUACUUCGUGGGGAAGCCUACGAAUGGUGGAAACGCACCGAUGAAAGUAACGAAACCCCGAAGCCAUGGACGUGGGAGUUCUUCGACUGGGCUUUCAAGAAAGAGUAUAUCCCAGCACGUUUCCGUGAAGCAAAACGUACCGAAUUUGUUGAGUUGCAACAAGGGGAGAUGACGCUUCCCAAAUAUCGCCAAAAGUUUGUCAGUCUUGCCAAAUUUGCACCAACGUUGGUAAGCACCACAACUGACCGUAUUGAGGAGUUCAGAUCAAAACUCCGACCUGAUCUCAGGGCUCAAGUAUCUGUCAUACCAACGGUAGACUUCACGGAAGCCUAUGAUCUUAUUGCUAAAGCAGACAAGGAUCUGAAUGCUUGUAAGGAGUACUUGAAGAAAGAAGGUGCUAGCACAAGUGAACGUCGACCUACAAAUUAUGUCUCGAGUGGGAAAAGACCAUUUCAAGGACCCAACAGCUCACACUUCUCCAAGAAGGGGAAAUCUGUACAAACCCAAUCAUUGGCAUCUGGCAACAGGUCAAAGGGAUGGAAAAACCCAGCGUGUAAAAUGUGUGGGAGACACCAUCCUGGGGAAUGUUGGCUUGCUCAAAGACUAUGUCUCGGUUGUGGAAAGCCGGGGCAUUUCCGAAAGAACUGUCCCACAAAUCCUGGAGAGCCAUUUCCACCUGCUCCUGUCGCCAGUCACGCAGCAUCGGCACGUCCCGCUCCAAGUCAACGCUCUACAGCAGGAUCUAAUCCUGCUAAAAAUCAAAAUCAACAGCAAGGACGAGCGCCUGCCCGCACCUAUGCAAUGAAAGGACGUACUGAAGAGAACCCUGAUGUCAUCCAGGGUAUGUUCUCAUUAUUCGAUACAACCAUGCAUGUGUUGAUAGAUCCUGGAUCGACAUUAUCUUACAUCUGUGUACCUAUGCCUAACAAAGCUGACAUAUUGAAAGAAAACUUAGAACACCCUAUACUAGUAUCUAACCCACUAGGACAUAGUAUGAGGUUACAUCAUGUAUACCAAGAUUGUCCGCUGAUUGUCGAAGGAAAACAACUCCUUGCAAAUCUUGUUGAAUUACCGUACAAGGAAUUCGAUGUCAUCCUUGGUAUGGAUUGGCUUACUGAACAUCAAGCUGUUAUCGAUUGCCGACAAUGGGUGAUACAACUGAAAAACAAUGAUGGAAAGACCAUUGAAGUGAAAGAAAAGCUAACACCCAAACCUACUAAAUUCAUCUCGUAUAUACAUGCUAGGCGCCUCAUCCGCAAGAAAUGUGAAGCCUAUCUAUGUAAUGUACGAGACACAUCAAAAGAAACUCCUGGAUUGAAGGACAUACCAAUGGUGUGUAACUUUCCUGAUGUAUUUCCUGAUGAACUUCCCG
This is a messenger RNA of Cuscuta campestris, 2032 nucleotides long. Lineage: Eukaryota; Viridiplantae; Streptophyta; Magnoliopsida; Solanales; Convolvulaceae. The record is from the annotation of a GenBank genome assembly.